AUGGCAAUCACCUGGAUAACGCAUACGCCAUAUGCGAAUGCCAAGACAAAAUCGUACGUGGCCUAUAGUGCGAUCGCGAACAACUUUAACCUAAAAAAUGACAAAUCGACGGUGACAACGUGGAACGACCAUGGCGGAAGAAACUCAAUUCGACACACUCAUCGCGUGACGCUCACCGGCCUCGAGCCCGGAGUUCGUUAUUUUUACAAAGUUGGAUCUGAUGAGGGCAUGUCGAAGCCGUUCAACUUUACGAUGAUCGACCCGAAAAAGCCGGUCCGAGCGGCCAUCUUUGGCGACCUGGCCCAGGGCCAAAAAGGCUUGAGCUUGGAGCCGUUGAGGUAUUAUUCCUUUACGGGACGAUACAAUAUCAUGUUCCAUAUUGGCGAUAUUGCUUACGACAUGGAUCAAGCGGAUGGAUGGAUCGGCGACUAUUUCUUCAAGGAAUUUGAGGACGUUGCCUCGCAUAUUCCCUACAUGACAUUGGCCGGGAAUCAUGAGCAAAGCCAGAACUUCAAUCAUUACAUCAAUCGAUUUACGAUGCCAAGCAAUGGGAAGGUGAAUGACAAUCAGUUUUGGAGUUUUGACCUCGGCCCGGUCCAUUUUGUCGGGCUCAGCUCGGAAUAUCACAAUUAUAACAUGUACGAUCAAGCCCAGAAGAUGGUCGAAUGGUUGAAGGCCGAUUUGGCCAAGACUAAACAACCCUGGAUCAUCGCCAUGAUCCAUCGCCCAAUGUAUUGUUCUGCUCGUUGUGAUGCCUUUGAAAAUACUGUGCUGAAAAAGGGAGCCAACAAGUUGCCUGCCAUCGAGCCGAUUUUGGGCGAAUAUGGUGUUGAUAUGCUCUUCGCCGGGCAUAAACAUUACUACGAGAGGCUUUUCCCAAUCUACAACGACCGGGCUACAGUUUAUAAAGAUGCCGCCCACAUUAAAGAUGCUAAGGCGACGAUUCAUUUUGUGACCGGAAGCGCUGGCUGCCACACCCACAUCGACGACGUCGACUACAAGCCGCUCCCCUACAGCGCCUACCACAGCGAGCGCUAUGGCUUUAGUUGU
Mesorhabditis spiculigera is the source of this 1050-nucleotide messenger RNA. The record is from the annotation of a GenBank genome assembly. NCBI's taxonomy places the organism in Eukaryota, Metazoa, Nematoda, Chromadorea, Rhabditida, Rhabditidae.